UCGAUAUUGCAGAGUUCCGAAGCUACGUUCAUUGCACAUAACUUUUAUACGUACUCCGUAAAUUAGUCUCCAUAAACAUCCGAGUUCCAAUGUUAUAAGAAUACCUUGUAAGACAGACAUCAAAGGUACCGAUAAAAGUUUCGUCCCUGUGAGAUAUUUUAUGGUAUAAUCCCGUUACCUAUUAUGAUACAUGGAUUCCGAUUUGCUCCAAGUUGGUACACUCCUGCUGGAAGCAAAAUAGACCAAUGAAACGCGUAUCACGUGACGAGUCGAGUCGCCAUUAUUGUUAUGACAGAGCUAUCUCUAAAAUAAAUGAACAGUGUGUGUAACAUAUGCGAAUGCAUGAAAUACAAAAACCGUAAAUCGAAACGUAACGAAUCGAAUAUAAUAUAAUAUAAUAUAAAUACAGACGAAUAUACAGAAAUAUAAUAUACACGUAACGAACACAGAUUUCAGAGAUUCCGUUGAAAAGGAAAUGCCUGAAAUUUCCAUUCUAGUGGUAAAAGGGAAGUCUAGUGAAAUUAUUAAAGAGUCAGCCUUGUGUCAUAUAUAGCCACUUCAUGGCACAACAAGCAAUGUUCAGAGGCAACUACUUACGCGAAAUAUUCAUUGCAAUCGGAAUCUCGGAUCGUUUCUGUCGAGAGUAACGAACGGAAAGUGAAAUAGCCAAGACUGAAAGGGAUAUCUAUAUUGGCGAAAAACCUCCAUCAGUGUGUAAUGGAUAAUCCUACGUUAUUGGGGCGCCAAAAUUGUCUAAUAACGCUAAAAGUUCACUGUUUCUAAUUGAUUUAAUCGUUGUUGCGAUGAUUUAGAGCGAGCCCAUUGUAUUUAUACUUCCUCAGGGAGACUGAGAUCUAGAAAAAAAAGUGUUCAUUAGAGAAUCUAUAUGAAACAUCUUAAACAAUGAUCAUCAUUAACUUACAAGACAUCGUUUUAAAGGCAUAUGACUAAAGAUAUUUAUGGAAUCAAAAUGGCACGUAGGCGCAAAACUGAAAUGAAAGCAUCAGUGAAGUCGUCUGUUAAAUAUGUACCUGUCCGAAAAUCCAGUAGACAAAUAGCUAAAAAGCAAUUAGAAGAAAAGAAGAUUAAUGGAGAUAUUUUACAAAUAUCUUACUCAAACGAUGCAGAAGAUAGCAAAGGUACUGGAGAUGACCAAAAUCAGCCGCUUCCUAAAAAGAAUCAAAAUUCUUUAAGGAAACACAACAAACAUAAGAAUGUCCCUAAUAGUAAUAUACUUGUAAUUAACGAAGAAGGUGAAUAUUCAACGUCGCAAUAUAAAAAGGAUACUAGUGAAAGUGAUAGUCAAGAUGGAAUAGAUACUAUAAUUGAUCCUUCCGAAAAACUUAGUCCAGAGGAUGUCCAACAAGUAGUCGUUGGCAAUCCGAAUAAGGAUGAGGUGAUGGAAGCUGAUUCUACCGAACUUGAAAUAUGGUCAGAAGAUGUGAUAGAAGAAACCAUAAUUUGCGAAGAGAUGGAAGUUAAAGAAGAUGUUAAAGAUGAUAAUUAUAAUUUGAGGCAAGAGGACGAUAUGAUAGUGAAAGAAGUAUUAUUAGUAAGCAAUUCUCCAUUGAAGAGGAAAAAUUUUGUGGAAUAUACUGUGAUACAGAAUGAAGAUGGUACAGAGUCCAUGGUCGUAAAUACAUCUAAUUCAAAAAACACAUCUGACACCGAAUACUGCGCUAUGCAAAAGAAUAUAUGUAACUUGAACAGAGACGACGCGGAAAAUUCCAUAUCAGCAUUGUGUAUAGAUGUGCCAAUGACUUCUAGCGAUGCGAAUGUUAAAUCAUGUAAUUUAGAAAAGUUAUAUAUUCAUGAUAAGGAAGCAUCCAACGAUCAAAAAGACUUGCACGCAAAUAGAAAUGCGUGUAUAAACGAGUCAGAAGAAAUUCUCUGUAAAGAUGAUGCGUUUUGCAGAAUAGAUAAUAAAUUAGCGGAUAUGCAAAUUAGCGAAUCUUCGAAGGAAAUACAGAAGUUAGUGAACGAUUUAUCUAGUACAGAAAAUAUAACAUCUCCGCUACAGAUCGCUAGUGUUACAGAAAAAGAGAUUCCCAUGAGUAUCGACGAUGAAAGUAGUUCAUCGAUAUUGGAUAAAAUAGAACAGCUGCAUCAUCCUAACAGUUUCGUUUCUCUGCCCGAUAACAUUAACAAAAAUCUAAUAGAACCAAGCAAAUCCACUGCCCUGUAUGAUAAAACGGAAUCCGCCAAUCAAUCUUCGUUAAAAUCAAAAGUUAUACAAGACAAAAAGAUUGGAAAUCAGCGGAAAAACAUACAAUCCCAACAGGCUAACGAAUUACUAUAUGGCGACAGCGAAACGGAUAAUAAAAUCGAUGGCGAAGAUUCCAAAUUAUCUAGUAGCAGCGAUAACAGUAACGACACACUGUUAUCUCUGAACAAUUGUAAACUAACAGAGUUCGAAACAAAAUGUAACAGCGGUUCUAACGAUAUCGAUAAAAAAGUUGAGUUCAGAAGUCGAAGCGGUAGUACGGAUACAACAGGUUCAGAAAGUGGAUCGAACAGUUCCGGAGUCAGGAGGAGCAGUAGAAUCAGAUCGAUCGGAUUAAUGAAACAGAGAUCUCGUGGACGUGGUUUAGUCACGAAACCUAACAUAGAUGUAUCAAAAUCGAGUACUCAGCAAGAGCGAGAAAAGUUAUCUAAUAACGUUACUUCAACUGCCCAAGAGAUAAAAGUAGAGAAUCCGCCGGAACCGCAAUCGGACAAAGAGAAUAACGUCAGCAAAACUGCGAACACAUUCGACUCGUUGACACCGUUGACAACAACUUGCAACACUACCGGCUACGAUUCGGACUCCUGCAAGCCUGUUAAAGUGAAGUCUCGUUGGCGAAGAUCUAGCGAAUUAGAAAUGGGUGGGUCGAGUACAGGAUUCGGAUCCACAUCGGCAGCGAUCUGCCCUACAUUCGGCACUUUACCUCUAAAUGCCACUGAAUCUGGGCCGUUAAUGUUCAAAUCCGCACCCGGCUCUAUAAUAGACGUUAGUUCUUUGGAUCCUGGAUCAAGUUCUACGUUGCUAACGACAAAUAUUCAAUACAACGUAGAAAUAGAACAGACAAAGGAACCGUUGGUAGUAGCUAACACUGUUGCCGUGCAAAUUCCGAAAACUAUAGGCGCAAAGAUCUCGUUGUCCAUGGUUCCUGAAUUAGAAGAUAGAGAAAUGGAGGAGAGAUUGAGCCAGUUCGAAUAUUUACACGAGAAUUUAUAUUUAACCGAAAGGUAUACCAAUAAGGAAACCAAGCGUAUGGUGUGCGACUGCUUUUUAACCGAAGAGGAGAUCGAAAGGGGAGAGUUGGGCUGCGGAGAAGAUUGUCUUAAUAGACUUCUCAUGAUAGAAUGUGGACCCAGAUGCGUGGUCAGCGAUCGGUGCACGAACAAACGAUUUCAGAACUGUGAAUACGCGAAAUGCGAGGUAUUCAGAACAGAGAAAAAGGGUUUCGGGUUACGCGCCAUGGUCGAUCUGUCGGCGGGGGAAUUUAUAAUGGAAUAUGUAGGUGAAGUUGUUGAUCCAAAAGAUUUCCGACGUAGAGCAAAAGAGUAUUCGAAAGACAAGAACAAACAUUAUUAUUUCAUGGCGUUAAAGUCCGAUCAAAUUAUCGACGCCACCAUGAAAGGGAAUGUUUCUCGAUUUAUAAAUCACAGUUGCGACCCGAAUUCCGAGACGCAGAAAUGGACGGUGAACGGUGAAUUGAGAAUAGGAUUUUUUAAUAAGAAAUUUAUAGCCGCCGGCGAAGAGAUCACGUUCGAUUACCACUUCCAACGUUACGGUAAGGAGGCGCAGAAAUGUUACUGCGAGGCUCCCAAUUGCCGUGGUUGGAUCGGCGAAACGCCCGAGGAAGAAAAGGAGAAAACCGAAAAGAAAGAGAAACGCGAGAAGGACAUGAGGAAGAAGAAGGGAGAAAAGAAACAGACUGACUACAUGGAAGAUGAAGAUUUGGAAGAGGAAAUAGAUAAGCUGUGCUCGGGCGGUUUGAAGAACAGAGCUCACACGUUGACGUUAAGCAGGCUGAUGGUGCGUAGCAGAGAAUUAGAGCACAGGACCCGUCUACUUCGUCUCAUACAAAGCGGAGAGCAGCCGUGUAGAAGAUUAUUUCUGGACUAUCAUGGUUUACGUUUAAUUUGGAGUUACGUGAUGGACAUCUCGACAAACGACUCCGAGGAAGCGCAACAGUUCCGAUUAGAAGUUCUGAAGACUCUGAACACGCUUCCGAUUCCUAAUAAGACGAUGCUGAUGGACAGCAAGAUCUACAACGUGGUAGAGAAAUGGUCGAAACGAUUGUAUUUCUCACCGAACGGGGACUCCCCGGAGGACGACCAAGGAAAAUCAAAAUUAGGGCUCGAGGAAUUGCAGAUCGGUUACGAGGCGAAUGAAAAAAAAAGUUCCUAUCAGUUGACCGACAUAGAGAAGAACGAUAGUAAUAUGGAGAAUUGUAUAGCGAUCAACGACGUGAAGUCGGACGGCGCGGAUCAAAAUCUUAUUCCUGACCUAGCUUUAAACCUUCUGGCCGAGUGGUCGAACCUGAAGGAGGUUUUCCGAAUACCUAAGAAAGAGAGAAUCGAGCAAAUGAAAGAGCACGAAAGAGAGGCCGAUCGCGGGUACAGAGAAGAGUUAGAGAAGGAGGAGAAAAGGGGGACGUCGUACGACAGACACAGGUCCGACAGAUACGGCAGAAACGAAUCGGAGAAGCGCAGCGACCGAAGACGAGGACGAGAAUCUCCAGAGUCCGAGUACACUCGGACGAAAGACAAAAGAGUGGAAGAAAGAAGCAGCCUAGUUCCUAUCCCGCGAAUGACAAAGUACGAACGCAGACAAUUGUUCGCCAUGAAGGUCGCCAAGGAGGAGGAAGAACGGCAACGUCGUCAACAACAAGAAUCGUGGCAAGAUCACGAGAACAGAUGUUUAGCGUUAGGCAUAGAUCCUCAUACAACUGCUAUGGUGGAUCCUCAAACAGGGUACCCUGUGUUUUACAAUCCAUCGCUUGGCCAGUGGCAGCAUUAUCCUACUCAAGAGGGAGAGAUAAGUCAGCAAUGCACCCCGGUCUACGUAGGCGGUCCUCAGUCGGUGUCCGGGCAUUCUCAGUCGACGAUACCACCGCAAAAUUCGCAUGUCCUCCAGCCGUCGAUCUCUUCUGAAAUAUCGCCUGGCAUGACGAACAGCAUACCUUCCGGUGUGCCGCCAGUGGUGUACACGUUAAGCCAAACUCCUGUGUUCAAUCAAACCACAACAGCGUACUCGUUGCUACCUCAUUGUCACCAGCAAUAUCCGGAGAGUCAAUUGCCGUUGUCCAAUAGCUUAGUCCAUAGUGGAACGCCACCGGUAACCAUUCAAACUCAGCCCCUUUACGAGCACAUCGAGAAGCAAUCGGAUCAGCAGCAGUUCUCCGCGAAAUCGUUCAAGUCACCGCAGCCGGAAAUACCUGCCAUAGAUCUACCGCCUAAAUGGAAAAGUGCCACCGACGCUAGAGGCAGGACAUACUACUAUCACGUGAAGGAACGAGUGUCGCAAUGGUUGCCUCCGCCGCCGGAUCACAUCGGAGUGCAGCCGGACUCCUCCUCGUCUUCGGAGUCCAGCGAGGACUCCAGCUCGUCGAACGAGGACGACGAGGAUAUCGAGGACGACAACGUCGAGGAUCAGAAGCCCGAAGAGCUGGAAUUGAAUAAUACUUUGAUGGAGAAAUCGUUGAAUGGUUCCAAGCAUAAUACGUCUAAAAAGGUCACCGUUCACAACGUAGCUGGGAACACAGGGGCCUUCCCCGAAGGCAAGAAGAGACGGGAAGGGUUGGUUCAAGAGAGGAUCAUCAGUCCGCGUAGAGAAGAGGAUCGUAUAGAUCACAAAACGCACAAAGGGAUCAAGGAGAAGUUACGCCGUCAGAAGGAGAGGGCUAAAUUCAAGGAGCACGUCGACAAGAUACGGAGACAUCGGCGUAGCAACAAAUCGAAGUCGCAUUCGCGUCACGGCUUAAAUAAAUUGCAGUCACCCUCGACGGAUCUGUCGACGAUGUCCGAAAGAAAGAUCAAAGACACCUUUAGGAUAAACAUGGCGAACGUGAUGGUACAUUUUCUGAACCCGUACAGAAAGAACGACUGCAAACAAGGUAGAAUAACCAAUACCGAGGAUUUUAAACAUCUCGCGAGAAAGCUUACACAUUUUGUACUUGCUAAAGAGUUAAAGCAUUGUAAGAGCGUCGACGAGUUACAAUGCAACGAGAACGUUAAACAUAAAGCUAAAGAUUUUGUACGUAAGUAUAUGAGUAAAUUCGGUGCAGUAUACCAGAAAAGUACAGACGACGACUAAUUAUGUAACUUAUAAUGUGAAAUUGUUAUUUAUUACAUGAAUCUUUUACCUUGAACAUUGUAAUAUAUCUAGUAGAAAUAUAUGGAAACUAAUGCCCAUAUGUAGAUAUAUUUGUAAUUAUUAUUAUUGUAAUAUAGGUAAAUUUGUACAUGCUUCAGAAACAUUCUGAUAAUUUAGCCAUUAAGGGAUUAAUUAAAUUUCGAACUGUACGCAUUCAAUGUAUAAACAUGAUCAUUUUUAUU
Messenger RNA from Nomia melanderi (Alkali bee), 6546 nucleotides. RefSeq names its product SET domain containing 2 (gene Set2). Gene Ontology annotation, molecular function: protein binding; histone H3K36 methyltransferase activity. Gene Ontology annotation, biological process: regulation of DNA-templated transcription. Lineage: Eukaryota; Metazoa; Arthropoda; Insecta; Hymenoptera; Halictidae. The record is from RefSeq and is a predicted model, not a curated record. Gene Ontology annotation, cellular component: chromosome; nucleus.